AUGCCAGAGAAAGAGAAUUCAAGAAAAGUUGUUGGAUCAAACAACGAUCGUUUCUUAGUACAUCAUUCGGAUAGUCCUACUGCUGUUUUAGUCUCUCCACUCCUCUCAAGAGACAACUACGGAACAUGGAUUCAUGCAAUGACCAUGGUGCUUCGCACCAAAAAUAAGAUUGGAUUCGUUGAUGAAUCAAUUGAACAACCCAAGGACUUUGAGGAAUUGCAUCAAUGGGAGCGAUGCAAUGAUCUAGUCGGUUCAUGGAUUCUCAACUCGAUAGGAAGCAAGAUCCAUGAAAGUAUACUCUAUGCUGAGACUGUCAGAGAGAUAUCGCUUGAUCUUUGUGAUCGAUUCAUUCAAACUAAUGCGCUAAAAAUCUAUCAACUGAAGCAAUCCAUUGCUAAAACAAAGCGAGAAACUCAUCCGACUUAUUUUACAAAGAUGAAAGUACAAUGGGAUGAACGUAGUUCUAUCUGUACUGUGUAA
Camellia sinensis is the source of this 480-nucleotide messenger RNA. RefSeq lists its product as uncharacterized. NCBI's taxonomy places the organism in Eukaryota, Viridiplantae, Streptophyta, Magnoliopsida, Ericales, Theaceae. The record is from RefSeq and is a predicted model, not a curated record.